Alnus glutinosa is the source of this 3984-nucleotide messenger RNA. RefSeq names its product LRR receptor-like serine/threonine-protein kinase EFR. The record is from RefSeq and is a predicted model, not a curated record. Gene Ontology annotation, biological process: protein phosphorylation. The transcript is spliced from 8 exons. The coding region runs from base 1 to 3984 and encodes 1327 amino acids. Lineage: Eukaryota; Viridiplantae; Streptophyta; Magnoliopsida; Fagales; Betulaceae. Gene Ontology annotation, molecular function: ATP binding; protein kinase activity; protein binding.
AUGUGGCUGUUGGAAGGAUUGUCUCGGGCCCUUCCGUUGGUCAUUCCCACAGGUUUUGGAAGGGCCGUCUCCGGUCCCCUUCUCUUCGUCGAAGGCGGGUUCCGCCUCCAAGCCAAAAGGCCAGAGAGAACUGAAAAAUUUGCUUUAUUAAGAUGUUUAGUAGUGGAAAAGAAAAUCCAUUUGGCAGUUGCCCUAAAGGAUAUAGAGCCUACUUCUAUAAUGGAAAAGGCAACCUCCAAUUUGGAUGUUCUUGCUAGUGGGAAUUAUUUUCAUGGUGGGGAAAAUGCUUCAUCUUCUACUGAAGAAGGCCGGUGGCUUGUCGAGGGUGUUUUGUCUCCAAGCCUUUUGGCUGUUGGAGUUUUGUUCCUCCUGGUGCUUGAACCGGUGGAGGUUGUUGGAGUUUUCUUUUUUUCUGUAGUUUUCUUGUUGCAAGCAGUGAUUUUCAGGUGCUGGCCUGUGAAGAACGGUGGGUGUUGGAGGAUUUCCGGUGGAGUUAUGUUCAACGCCAGAUCUGUCAACCUCGACUGGUUUUUCUUCAACAAGAACUUGCCAAGUGCGGUGGCCGGCUUUUUCUGGUCAGUCUACCGUUUUGGUAGCUGCUUCAAAUCAGGUGUUCCUGGUUUUGUGGGUAGAGAUUCAUUAUCUCUGUUCACUGCGAUGGCCUGCGGGCUCUGCUUUCUCGCCUUUGGGCGAUGUGUUGGAUUUGUUGAAGCUGAUCAAAGGGCCUACAGAUGUGUGGGGACGUAUGAGCUGAUGUUGGCCCAAUCCUCCACCAACUUUACCGAUCAAUCAGCUCUCAUUGCCUUCAAAUCCGAAAUCACUUCUAGCCAAAAAGCAACUGUCUUGACUGGUAACUGGUCCACAACUACAAACUUGUGCAGCUGGAUUGGGGUCUCAUGUAGCCGAUGCAGGCAAAGAGUCACUGCUUUGGACCUUUCCUACAUGGGACUCCAAGGCGCCAUUUCUCCACAUAUUGGUAACCUCUCAUUCCUAGUCUCUCUUGAUCUACGCAACAACAGCUUCAUUGGGUUUUUGCCUCAUGAGAUCAGUCGCCUGCAUCGCUUGAGAAUGCUCAUGUUGUCAUCCAACCAAUUGGAAGGUAGCAUCCCUCCAACUUUGCAUAGUUGCCUGAAGCUUCGGCAGAUAGUUCUCAGUACAAACCAUCUUAUGGGCUCAAUUCCAUCGACCAUUGGCAACAUGUCGUCAUUAGAGGUCUUGAGUUUGCAAUUCAACAGUCUCACGGGUCCAUUUCCUCUUGUAAUCUUUAACAUAACUUCUCUAGCCGUAAUUGCUCUUACAGGGAAUCACAUCUCAGGAACUCUUCCGACGAAUCUCUGCAACCAUUGUCCUAAUCUUCAAGGGCUUUAUCUUUCAGAAAACGAAUUCAACGGUCGGCUCCCUUUACAAAUGAAUUACUGUGGAGAGGUUGUAGUCUCAGACCUGUCAUACAAUAAAUUUGAAGGGAGUAUUCCAGAAAGUUUGGGGAGUUUAGAAAAGCUUGAAGGGCUAUAUCUUGGAGGUAACAGCUUAACCGGUAAUAUACCUCCUACCAUAACUAACUUGUCGAGGUUAUCUAGAUUUGGCAUUGAGGAUAACAACAUUAAAGGAAGCAUUCCGAGAGAUUUAUGGUGGCUUCCAAAUCUGAUAAUUUUUACAUGUGAUUCAAAUUAUCUCACAGGAGCAAUCCCCCAAAACAUUUUCAACAUUUCCUCUCUACAAGAAAUCGCCUUGUCAAAUAAUUCCCUAUAUGGCAAUCUUCCAUCAGAUUCUAGAUUUUCCUGCCAUAGUCUUGAAAAUCUACUUUUGGCUCAAAACAAAUUUAGUGGUCCCAUCCCAUCGUAUCUUUCAAAUUGUUCUAACCUCGUCCUAGUAGAUUUUGCUUCAAACAUACUCUCUGGGCCAAUACCAAAAAGUCUUGGAGACUUAAAAUACCUCCAAAUUCUUAAUUUGAAUUCGAAUAAGCUAACAGGAGAGCCUGGAGAUCAAGAGCUUAAUUUCCUGUCGUCUUUCUCUAAUUGCAGAGUUUUGAAACACUUGGUCAUAUCCUACAAUCCCUUGGAUAUUACUCUUCCGGAUUUUAUUGGAAACUUUUCAAGUACCCUUAACACCAUUCUUUUAUACCAAAGCAAAAUAAAGGGUCACAUUCCUUUGAGUAUAGGUUCCUUAAAAGGCUUGACAUGGCUUGAUCUGGGAAAUAACAAUUUGACUGGAAACAUAGCAUCCACAAUUGGGGGAUUGGAGAGGUUACAAAGAUUGGACCUUAGUGAUAAUAAAAUUGAAGGAUUCAUUCCAGGAGAGAUAUGUAAGCUAAAGAACUUAGGUGAGUUAUAUCUCACAAAUAACAAAAUCUCUGGAUCCAUCCCAAAUUGUAUUUCAAACCUCAAUCUUUUGCAGAAGCUAUACCUGGGUUUUAAUAGGUUGGAAACACCAAUACCAUUAAAUUUAUGGAGCCUUGAAAAUCUAUUGUUUUUGAACCUAUCAUCGAAUUUCCUUGGUGGAUAUUUGUCUCCAAACAUGAAAAAGUUGCAUGCUAUUGAAGUCAUAGAUUUAUCUCAGAACCAAAUUACCGGAAACAUUCCAAGCAUCAUCGGAGCUUUUGAAAGCCUAAAUUAUCUUAAUUUGUCAAAGAACUCAUUUCAAGGAGAAAUCCCACACUCUUUUGGAGACUUGAAAGGAUUGGAUAUCAUAGAUCUCUCUUACAAUGAUCUGUCUGGUGCAAUUCCUAAGUCUCUUGAGGCACUUUCACAGCUCAAAUAUUUGAAUGUGUCUUUUAACAAGCUAUUUGGAGAGAUACCAUCUAGUGGGCCUUUUGCAAACUUCACAGCAAAAUCAUUCUCGGGAAACAAGGCGCUUUGUGGGAAUCAAAUUUUUGGAGUUCUACCUUGUCCAAACUCAGGCUCCAAAGGAUUAAAGGUGAAACAAAGUCUACUCAAAUAUUUUCUUCCUACCAUUGCUUUGGUCGUACUCUGGCCAGCAUUGGUUUAUAUGCUCAAAAGACAUCGAGAAAGUAACUUGCAGGUUCCAAGUUUAUUUAAUACAUUGCCUGUAUUUGAGCAUAGAAUGAUAUCAUAUCAAGAGCUUUGCCAAGGGACAAACUACUUUUGUGAAAGUAACUUGCUUGGAACUGGAGGUUUUGGUUCUGUGUACAAAGGGGUGCUUUUUGAUGGGACAAUUGUUGCUAUUAAAGUUCUAAAUUUACAAUUGUCGAAUGCUUUCAAUAGUUUUGAUGCAGAAUGCAAGGUCUUACGAACAAUCCGACAUAGGAAUCUUGUUAAGGUCAUAAGUACUUGCUCCAACCCCGAGUUUAGAGCUUUAGUACUGCAAUACAUGUCGAAUGGUAGCCUUGAAAGGUGGUUAUACUCUUAUAACUACUGCUUGAAUCUUCUUCAAAGAGUAAACAUUAUGGUUGAUGUUGCAUUAGCAUUGGACUAUCUUCACCACGGUCAAUCAGAAUCUGUGGUGCACUGUGAUUUGAAGCCUACUAAUAUCCUUCUAGAUGAGGACAUGGUUGUACACGUGGGUGACUUUAGCAUUGCAAAGAUUUUGGUUGAAAACAAGGAUGCUACACAAACCAAAACUCUUGGUACACUUGGCUACAUCGCACCAGGCCUUUUGCAUAAUUGCGAGCAUUGGAUAGAGUAUGGUUUUGAAGGAAAAGUGUCCAUCAAAGGCGACGUUUAUAGCUACGGUAUAAUAUUGUUGGAGAUGAUCACAAGGAAGAAACCUACCGACGACAUGUUUUUAGGAGAAUUGACUUUAAAGCGAUGGGUAAACGCAUCACUUCCUGAUAGAAUGAUGGAAAUUGUGGAUGAAGGUUUAUUGAUAGCAGAAAACGAAAGAGACGUAACCGUCAUGCAAAGUGUUUUUUUAUCCAUUAUGGAAUUAGGCUUAAGGUGUUCUGAAGAGUUGCCAGAUGAAAGAGUAGAUAUCAAAGAUGUGCUUGUGAAGCUUCAAAAAAUUAAACUGGCACUUUUUGAAAACUGA